Messenger RNA from Elaeis guineensis (African oil palm), 490 nucleotides. RefSeq names its product mitochondrial import receptor subunit TOM7-1. Gene Ontology annotation, biological process: protein import into mitochondrial matrix. Gene Ontology annotation, cellular component: mitochondrial outer membrane translocase complex. The record is from RefSeq and is a predicted model, not a curated record. Lineage: Eukaryota; Viridiplantae; Streptophyta; Magnoliopsida; Arecales; Arecaceae.
UCGGAUUUAGGACGCGAGAGGAUACGCGAGGGUUUUCGUCGGGCAUGGCUUCUAGGGUUUCGUCCAAGGGAAAGGGGAAGGCCGGGAGGGGCGCCGAGGAUGGACCGACGGCACGAUUCGUGAAGGAAUGGAGCACCUGGACGAUGAAGAAGGCCAAGGUCAUCGCCCACUACGGCUUCAUCCCCCUCAUCAUCGUUAUUGGCAUGAACUCCGAGCCCAAACCCCAUCUCUCUCAGCUCCUCAGCCCCGUCUGAGCCGCCGAACCCUCCACUUCCAAUUCCGGAUUAUGUCCCCGGUAUAUAACAUCCUAUGGUUGGAGGAUUUCCUCGGAUUUGCUUCGAGUAGUAAUAGGCCUCAUUUUUAGCUAAAUCCUCCUAGUUUUGUUGUAACGGAUGUGUUCUUGGACCGUAUUCUGUGAUACUAGGUGAAUAUUUUUGGCUGUCUUUUGCCUAAUUCUUCCUUAAUAAAAUUGAUAUUUUUAAGGUAAUAC